AGGGUGUUUUAUCCUACCCAAUCCAUGAUAUAAUUUUCUGUUAAUCUAUGCGACGGUUAGCGCCACGCCCCUCAGCUGCUCAGGGGGGAAGAUGGGGGGAAUGAAACGGGUGUGUCAAACACGUGGACAUAUGUGUGGGUAUGGUGGGACACAAAUGUAAGCAACUGUAGUAUCCAACAGCAAUUUUCAACAUGUUUUCCGUGUCAAACGUGGGUCCAUAGCGGCUAACACAAUUAAACAUCUAUAACGAGUGUCACGCAUUUCAUGUCCAUCAAUUUGCUUGCCCACGACGUAUUAAUUUAGCAUGACUGUUUUCACGGUUAGGAAAACCAUUGCAGAGACUCCUAAACCCUGUAGUUUUAAUCUAACGUGUCGUCGCCGACAUUACCUUCUUAAAUGAGACACCUUAGAUAGGUUAGAUGGAUAAAUGCAGCGCGUCUCCAGGGAUACUAACCGAAGCGACCGGUAAAGGCGUGUGCUGUUCCUGAGGCUCCGCAUCUCAUUGAGGGACGGACUAAUGUAAAUCACUGCCAAAAGGGGGGCGAACACCAGCUGCAGCCCAGCCUCCGUCUCGCACGGAGAACACGAGUAAUAACCACAGGGCAACAAAGAGGCACACGAUUCUCUCCACUGCCUUAACCAAACCCCAAACCAUUGAAAAACCGAAGUACUGCAUGCAGUAACUGGGAUUUUCGUUGAGAGAGAAGCAGAUAGCGCAUUGAGAUUAUCAUAAGGUUAUUACAGCGCUAAGGCGACAUGGAGUUGGAACAUUUUGACGAACGGGACAAAGCGCAGAGGUACAACCGUGGGGGCUCUCGAGCGAACGGCCUGCCCAGUCCCACGCACAGCGCACAUUGUAGUCUGUACCGUACCCGCACCCUCCAAGCCCUGAGUUCAGAGAAGAAAGCCAUGAAGGUCCGCUUCUACCGCAACGGGGACCGGUACUUCAAGGGGAUUGUGUAUGCCAUAUCCCAGGACCGUUUCAGGUCCUUCGAAGCCCUGCUAGCCGACCUCACACGCUCUUUAUCCGACAAUGUGAACUUGCCCCAAGGUGUCCGCACGAUAUACUCGAUUGAUGGGGCAGUGAAGAUCGACGAUAUGGAUCUUCUGGAGGAGGGUGAGAGCUAUGUGUGUGGCUCCAUAGAGCCUUACAAGAAGCUGGACUACACAAAGAAUGUGAAUCCCAACUGGGCCGUCAACGUCAAGUCGGUCUUGGCCGGCCGCAGCCCCACCUCGCUGGCCAGCGGCUUAGGCAGCUCCACGGAGUCCAGGGAGUCCCACGACUUCAUCCGUCCCAAGCUGGUGACCAUCAUCCGCAGCGGGGUGAAGCCACGCAAGGCCGUGCGCAUCCUGCUCAACAAGAAGACGGCCCACUCGUUCGAGCAGGUCCUCACGGACAUCACCGAGGCCAUCAAGCUGGACUCAGGCGUCGUCAAGAGGCUCUACACCGUCGAUGGGAAAAUGUUGACAAGCCUUCAAGAUUUCUUUGGUGAUGAUGACAUCUUCAUUGCGUGCGGGCCGGAGAAGUUCCGUUACCAGGACGACUUCCUGCUGGAUGACAGUGAGUGUCGUGUGGUGAAGUCCACGUCCUACGGGCGCAUCUCGUCCUUGCAGGGACGCUGCUCGCCCUGGAGUGGUGGGCCCUCGCGCAGGAGCAAGUCCCCCGCCUCGAAUAGCUCAGCCAACGGCACGGCAGGUAGUCAGCUGUCCACACCGCGGUCAGGAAAGUCCCCCAGCCCCUCCCCCACCCCCACCAGUCCUGCCAGCCUCAGAAGACGCCGGGGCUCCCAGCUCAGCAGCUCAUCUCUCUCCCUGGCCUCCACCAAGGUGUGCAGCUCCAUGGAUGAGGGGGAUGGUCCAGGUAGUGAAGCUGAGCUUGUAGAGGAGUAUCCCCAUGUCCCUGCCACCAUCGCCGAGAGAUACAAAGUAGGCAAGACAAUAGGGGACGGGAACUUUGCGGUGGUGCGCGAGUGUGUGGAGAGGUCCACGGGGCGAGAGUACGCCCUGAAGAUUAUCAACAAGGGAAAAUGCCGAGGAAAGGAACACAUGAUUCAGAAUGAGGUGGCCAUCCUGAGACGAGUGAAGCACCCCAACGUCGUUCUUCUCAUUGAAGAGAUGGACACCUACAGCGAGCUGUACCUCGUCAUGGAGCUGGUCAAGGGCGGAGAUCUGUUCGACGCCAUCACGUCCUCCAACAAGUACACAGAGAGAGAUGCCAGUGGGAUGCUGUUCAACCUGGCCAGUGCCAUCAAAUACCUGCACGUCCUCAACAUCGUCCACCGAGACAUCAAGCCAGAGAACCUGCUGGUAUACGAGCACCAAGACGGUAGCAAGUCCCUGAAGCUGGGAGACUUUGGCCUGGCCACAAUAGUGGACGGACCUCUCUACACAGUGUGUGGGACUCCCACAUAUGUAGCACCAGAGAUCAUCGCAGAGACUGGCUAUGGUCUGAAGGUAGACAUCUGGGCGGCCGGUGUCAUCACGUACAUCCUCUUGUGUGGAUUCCCUCCCUUUCGCGGAAGCACAGAUGACCAGGAAGCUCUCUUUGACCAGAUUCUCAGUGGCCAGCUCGACUUCCCCCUACCCUACUGGGACAACGUCUCAGACACAGCUAAGGAGUUGAUUUCCUCCAUGCUUCAAGUGGAAGUUGAGCAGCGCUACUCAGCUCUGCAGGUGCUGGACCACCCUUGGGUCAACGAUGACGGCUUGGCCGAGAAUGAGCACCAGUUAUCCGUGGCCGGAAAGAUCAAGAAGCACUUCAACACCGGCCCCAAGCCCGACAACAUCACAGCAGGCGUGUCCAUUAUAACAACCACCGCUCUUGAUAAGGAGGGGCAGGUUUUCCGACGAAGACGCAACCAGGAUGUGAAGACCCCGGCGGCCCUGUUGGCCCACCAGCCUCAGGCCCCCCAGAGCCGCCUGUCCCCCGCCCGCGGCGCUCCCACCAGCCUCUCCCCCGCCGCCGACUUCACCUCUGAGUCCGAGGACUACUCCCCCAGCUCCGCCGAGACCGUCCGCUCACCAACUUCACCAUUUUAACACCCCCACCCUCCCCGUGUGACCCAUUCACAGGGCUGCCCUUCCCUUUCCCCAACCUACGACCCAAAACCAACACCCACCCCCACCCCC
Clupea harengus (Atlantic herring) is the source of this 3129-nucleotide messenger RNA. RefSeq names its product serine/threonine-protein kinase DCLK1-like. The record is from RefSeq and is a predicted model, not a curated record. NCBI's taxonomy places the organism in Eukaryota, Metazoa, Chordata, Actinopteri, Clupeiformes, Clupeidae. Gene Ontology annotation, molecular function: protein kinase activity; ATP binding. Gene Ontology annotation, biological process: intracellular signal transduction; protein phosphorylation.